Anopheles stephensi (Asian malaria mosquito) is the source of this 10313-nucleotide messenger RNA. RefSeq names its product protein hunchback. The transcript is spliced from 4 exons. Bases 330 to 2615 code for a protein of 761 amino acids. Gene Ontology annotation, molecular function: DNA-binding transcription factor activity; RNA polymerase II cis-regulatory region sequence-specific DNA binding. Lineage: Eukaryota; Metazoa; Arthropoda; Insecta; Diptera; Culicidae. The record is from RefSeq and is a predicted model, not a curated record. Gene Ontology annotation, biological process: regulation of transcription by RNA polymerase II.
GGCGCUAUUACUUAACCGGCCGUCUUACACCGAUGUAGCGUCGAACUUGGGGUCGAUAGGUGGACAGGAUAGAGAGGGAAAUACAGCUGCUGAUCUACAAUAGCAAAGACGCGGAACGGAUCAUUUGCUUAAAUUGAGUACAAAUCUAUUGCCAAACCUGCAACCAGCUGAGUAGUACAUAAAGAUAAGAGGUUGUAUUGUGGUGCUUGCUGCCUCGUCUCGUCUACCAGCUGCUUCACAAACGCCACAAAACGAAACGUUCCGCGAACAAACGGCGUCGGAGUGUCCGUGGACAAACCCGAACGCCGUGUCCGCUGCCGAUAGCACCGAUGUCCACUAGCGAGCCGGACUCGGCUGGAUCCUCCUCCCAUGGACUAAGAAGGCGCACAACGCACGGUUUACUGAAGCACACGGAAGCGGCACCCACUUCUACGGCCUCUGCCUCGGAAGCAGAAGCAGCAGUAGCCGCGUUGGCUUCGAUGAUGGAACCACCGGCCAGCAUCAUCAUGAAAGCUGCUGCAGCAGCAGCGGCGGCAGCAGCUAAGGUUGCCGCCGGGUCCGUUACCACGAAAGAGGAGCCCGACUGUGGCGAGAUGAACGAUCGGGUCGCUUCCUCGGUGGAUUCGAGCAUGGACAGCAGCGCACUCGCCAGCUGCCUUUCGAGCACAAUAUCGUCCAUGCGCGGGUCGGGCAACAUGGGCACAGGAAAUGGCGGCGGGGGUGGUAACAUCAGCGGAGGCGAUGACAACCUGUCGGACAAUUCGGAAUCUACCUCUGGUGCAACGACGACCACGACAACGUCCAGUGCGGCAGCAGCCCAGCUGCUGGAAAACCUCAAACACAAUCUCAACCAUCAUAGCCACAACAACAACAACACCAGUGUUAUCAACAACAACAAUCCACUGCAUGCGAACAAUAACAACAACAACAAUGGCAGCCGUAAGCUCUUCGAGUGUGACGUGUGCAAUAUGAAGUUCUCCAACGGGGCGAACAUGCGUCGGCACAAGAUGCGUCACACGGGCGUGAAGCCGUACGAAUGCCGGGUCUGUCAGAAGCGAUUCUUCCGCAAGGAUCAUCUGGCGGAGCACUUUACAACGCACACGAAAACGCUACCCUACCACUGCCCAAUCUGCAACCGAGGUUUCCAGCGGCAGAUUGCAAUGCGUGCACAUUUCCAGAACGAACACGUCGGCCAGCAUGACCUCGUCAAGACGUGUCCUCUUUGCAGCUAUCGCGCAGGUACGAUGAAAUCGUUACGGGUGCACUUCUUCAACCGACACGGCAUCGAUUUGGAUAAUCCGGGACCUGGGACGCCGUCGUCGUUGCUGCUUGCACUAGAUCAGCACAACCCGGCUAACCUGCUACCGGCGGCCUUGGCAGCCAUGAACGCGGUCAACGCGUCAUUUGGUGACGGUGGGGCGGCGGCCGCAGCUGCUGCAGCAGCAGCCGAUACGAUGCAACGGUCGCUAGACAACGGCACACCGCCGAUGCACUUUCUUACGCCCCACGUUGAGAUCUCGAUGGAUAAUGCGGAUGAUGAUAACAGCUUACCGUUGAACUGUAGCCGAGACGGGUCGGUCGGUACUGGCGGAUCUGCCGGCAGCCAGCAAGAGCUACAGCAAGCAAACCGAUCGCACAACGGGACCCCGAUGCUCCAUUCAAAUGGGCCCAGUCCCGGCAGCAACAAUGAUCGCAGCACACCGACCACGUCCUCCUCAUCCGCCACGAUCUCGUCUGCACUGGACAUUAAAGCAAUUGUGCGACCAUCUAACGGCGGGACACCGACCGUUGCGUCAUCGGGAUCGCCGGCUGGUUCGCCGCAUUCGGCCGACUCAAAUGCGCCUUCCAGUUCCCAAUCUUCGUCGUCGUCGUCGACGACUACCACGAUGCUUCCGACACUAGUACAAAGCUCAAGGCAUAUUAUUUUUGAUAACCCUAUUACACCAUCGAUUAGCUUAAUACCUAUUAAACAGGAACCAACAUCGAACGAUGAGUACAACGAUAUUAAACCUCGAAGUAGUAGCAGCACAGAACCACCAACCUCAAACAUCAGUAAUUCUGCGGAAUGUGUUACCCCUUCGUCCAGUCUGACUUCGCUCAUCAAGGUAUCGCCAUUGAAGUCCCUGUUGCGAGAAGACCUAAAACGAAGAAUCUCGGCACGCGCCACGACCCGCGCUACCCGCAACGGCAUGAUGGCCAACAACAGUUCGCCUAUUCCGGCCAGCAGUCCCAUUCCGAACAGUUCAAACGUUCUUACACCGGGGGCCGCGCAGGAGAGUGGCAAUGGCAGCAACAGUUCCAGCAGUUCGAGCAGCAGCUCCAGCAGUAGCUCCAGCAGUAGCAGCAGCACGGCUGCCAUCGCUGUCGCAACUACCUCCAAUGGUACCAUCACCUCCACCGGGCAGGAGACUGACCUGCUACUAUCGCUCACCUGCAAGGCGAAACGCAACCUGCAGUGUCUUUUCUGUGGCAUCGAGUUCCCGGACCAGACGCUGUACUUCCUGCACAAGGGAUGCCACAGUGAAAGCAACCCGUGGAAGUGCAACAUCUGCGGGGAGCAGAUGAACAACGUGUACGAGUUCAACUCUCAUCUGCUGAGUAAAAGUCAUCAAUGAUGUUAAGCGAGGGAAAGGGAAACAGUUUACUGGUGAUGUUUCUCUUUUUCUGAUCGCUUACUCGCAACUACGUCCGACACUCGUAAAUCCCACAAAGCGCCGUGUACACUGUUGUUGUUGUUGUUGUUGUUGUCGAGCGCUACCUUGUUUAAGAACCCUUGGCCAUGGCUUCCCAUCCAAGAUCCACCAAGGCUCGGUUGCAGCGCUUGCAAGCCCACAACCCGAUGGACAAUCCAUCGAUGGGGUGUGUACUGUACUACCAUUAGAAGAAAAUUCGUCCAAGGUAUGGUGGUGUUGUUAAAUUGUACCUUUAGUAGUGCCGUGCAUUAGACGGCGGCGCGACCGCAUACUGCGGGUCCGCACUCCUUCAGGUUUCAGAGAGCGCGAUAAAAGCAAUAGGCAAAUGAACCAAUAGUAGAACGAAACACGUGCCUACAGUACCUGCACGUGGUGACAACAGCGCCAAUGCAAUGCAGCGCCUCCUGUUGUCGCUGUGCUGUGGUAGGGUUAAAUUCCGGCAGAUUAACAGUCCGUCCAGUAGACUUUAAAGCGAAGGUGUAUGCAAAUAAUGAAAAAGUAUGCGCGUUGCAAUUCGAACAUUCUUCACGGUGGGAGUGUGUGUGUGUUAAUAAGGUAGAACCAGCCCCGGGGCAAACUAGCCAGGGCCAGGGGGGACACAAAACGGAACGAAGAGAUCAUAGCUGAAGUGGAAGCCUCUCCAAGGAUUCAGGGGUUUUUCUCUUCUUACUCGAAGUAGCAUCGCACAACGCACAACACGCGUCUGUGAAACUUACAGAUUAUAGCCAAAGCACAAAUUGUAUGAAGCAGGAACAUGAAUAGCAAAGAGGAAGGAACGUACCAACGUAUAAGCCGUUUCGGAGACGUUCCCUAUCCGCCCGUGCGUUUGCUGGCGCAGAGCAACGCAUUCGGUUUUCGUAGCUGUUACUCGCACAACACUGCAGUUGGUUUUGCAGCAUCGCCUAUUUUCAAACCCAUCGAGAAUUGUGAUCGAGCGGCCGAAUGUAGCCGACUCGCUUGCCACGAAGAUCGCUUGCAACACCAGUAAGCCAACUGCAGUGGUUGGUGGUUUGAGAGCGUGGUUUGAGACUCUAUAAAGCAUGGAAGCAUGACCAGCUUGAGAUUGGACUUCCUGAAGAAGAUCGAUCCAACCCUCGGCCAGAGAGCAAGUAGAAUUGAUGCUGAUCUGAAACCCGCAAGAAACCACCAUUUGUGUGCAUCAGUACAACCGUGGCGCAACCGAUUUCACUGUAAAUGAAAAACAAAUCCACACAUACACAAACACACAAAGUCUACCUUUAAUAAUGUAAUGUAAUAUUUGAGAUUUAACUUCCUCGUCUGUUAGUGUGUCGCUUGGCGCGUAUUAAGUUUUUGUUUGGUUUUGUUUGGCCAAGAAGAUUUAGGAACAUUAGUGUUAAGCGUGUGUACAUCAUCAUGUUCUUGUUUGUUUGUUUGUUUGUUUUGUUUAUUUUUUCAUGCCCCCCAAGCUCAUCCCCCUUUUAUCUUUAAUCUGCAUACCAACAUCACAACAGCUAAAGGAAAACGAAGAUCCUUUCAAACAGGAUUAUUUUUUGUUUUUUCUUACUUUUGCUUUACACAUUUGGUCCCCAAAACAGAAUAUUGCCUCCAAUUGUUGUUUGAUUAACGAAUGAUUUCUUGUACACAUCGCGUGUAGGUGUGUAUGCCUACAUUUAUAAACUUUUUUUCUUUUGAACACACAUAUUUUUGUAUGUGUGUGUGUGUGUUUUGUUUGCAUGUGUGUAUUAUUGAAUGUAAUUUUUGGUUUUGUAGUUUUCCCGCCACAUAUUUACUUGGUUCGCGUGUUUUGCUUUUUCGUCCUUUCAUUACCCAAAAUUGCAGGCUUUCGUUUGUGUUUAGGUUUAUUAGAUUUAUCUUUACCUCAUGUAAAAUUACUUUAACACUUAGCAGUAGCAGAGUCAGAGUCUGGCAGAAAGAAGUACAAAUGGCAUAAGUUUGUGCUUCAGUUUGCUGGACUUCGGGGGGAUUGGUUGGAUUUUGAUUGGUUCAGCGACCUCUUCCAUUCGGUAUAAGGAUAUAUAGGAUAGGUAAAGUAUUCAAAUAUGUAGCAAAGCAAACGUUUGUUCAAGUUUAAGCAGGUGGGAGGAAGCGUUGUUAUACUAGCAAAAGUAAUAGAAGGGGUAUGUAAACACAGUCGGUCUGAACAAAAAUACAAUUAUAUUUAUACAAACUCUUGUUGUUGUUGUUAUCGAAACGUUUGACCCGAGAGAAGUAAACAGAAGGUGUGUAACUGAAGGCAUUACUGUCCACUCAUUUGGUGCAAAACUCAGAUCUGAUUUAAGUUAUUUUAGCUCAGUUUGAACAAGAACUUUGAACAUUUCGCCUAAAUUUAGCCCAUUUCUAACAUUCACCAAACGCGAACAUUCAGCUCAGUUCCUGAUGUUUUAAAACACAUCAUCUCCAAAUCCAAGCGACACCUAGUUUAUGUUCUUGAGACAAACGUAUUCGAACUGGUUUGCAGCUGUGCAAUGGAUAGUUCAUAAUAGUAGCAUCAUCACAAAACAAGAAUUCCGUUCGAUUUGUUCUCCCGACACACACCGCAAUGAAUUCAGCGCACCUUUCUCAACACAAAACCAAACACACAUUUCAACCCAGGGAAAACAACGUUAAACUUAAAAAUCGAGCCUCAUAAUGCCUUUGGUUAUGGAUCGUUCAAUGCUCAUCAAACUGUACAGAAGAAAGGGGGAAAAUGAAAACUAACACAAUAAUGUGCAUGCAACUUCUUACAAACAUCGAAAUCUAUUGGAUCGAAUAAAAACCGAAUUACAAAAUUUUGCUACCAUUAAGGGCAACUCAAAAAAGUACAACCAAACUCAGAGAAGAAACGAAACAAAACGUAGAGAAAGGGGAGAGAUACAUAUUUUGGUAGCAUUAAGAAAACGCGGCCAAUGCGAAGAAAUGCAUUGCAAUGCUGCAGCUGAAUGCAACAAUUUUAGCUUACCUAUCCAGUACCUAAACUCUAAAGUAAUGCAAAACUAUAGAAAUCAUGGCAAAAAACAAGUUACAUAAACAUUUUCUAACAAGUAUUUUAUAGAUGUUUUGAAUAAUGGCCACAUGUUUGACACUAUCCCACAGUUUCGAUCCGAUGAUGCGGUGAUCAAGUAAAGAGGGGCUGCUGCUAGAGCAGUACGUACAGGGAUAAAUGAGCAUAGAAAAGCACUACAAAGAUGAAUUUAAAAAGCGUUUGAAAUAAAACACUAUAUAGAGAAAAAAAACACCCUUCAGUCUGGAUCUGUUGUAAGGAAAAGGCAAGGUAAAAUAAUUCACUAGAAAAAAAAAACAUUACUGUACGUUUCAGACCAAGGGCGUUUCGUUUACGACUCACAGAUCUUGUUCAAAAACUCUCGCUCUCUCCCAAAUGUUCUGGUUUCCUCUAAGUGGUUUUAAAAGAAAUGCAUAAUAUCUAAAGCAAAGCUAUAUAAACAUUCUCAGCUGUGUGCUGCAAAACAUUUUCAGAGUAAAGUAAAAAAAACAAACGAGAUCAAAGUAAACCAACCAAACGUUGGAAUGAAUAGACAAUGUCAAUGUAUGCCCCCGUCUCUCAAAGUAGCUCCAAAUAUGUACAACUCGAUAUACUCAUCUUGCAAAUUGUCAUUCUAAAUUACGAAACGUUUAACAGUAAUAUCGAUUACACAUUUGUCUUCUUAUCGCUUAAUAUUUAACAACAAUAAGAAAAUCGAAUUCGACUCCAGUUAAAAUUUAUAUCUUUAAAAUUGCUACCCACAAACAAUUGGCUCUAAAUGGCAAACUGUAACAAACUUUGCAAAAUAUUCAAAAUUUAACAAAAUACACAGAUAAUCAUUGGCAAAUUUACGGUGAAUGAAAAAUAAAACAUGUUUCGUGCGCACUUCUUUCUUACAAUUUUCACCAUACACAUCCCCCGAUACCAAUCCAACUCUAACCCAAUUACUGGGAGAAUAAUUUAUAAAUUGGAUUAAAGCAAAGAGCAAAACGCUAACAGUCAUUAAAUUUCGAUCAACUUCAAAUGUUUUCAAAAAUUAAUAUGUACAUAACACAGCGGAUCGGAAACACGCGUGCACGGCAAAAUUAAAUCUUAUGGCAAUGUUUAUCUCGAUAAAAAUUUAACAAACAAAAAAAGUUACCUCUGUGCACCAAGUUGUUAGUAACAUUUAAAAAGCAUACAUAUAGCUUCUUCUGCUCAUAAGCCUAUUAGAAACUGCUGAACUGAUUACCUGGAAAUGUAGCAAUGAGGGACAAGCGCACACACACACAAUUCGGGUACGGGGUAUGAUAAGUACAAACACAAAUUGUCUGUCGAAUGGUGUACUGCGUGAAGAGAGUAAACAAUUAAAUUGAUUAGAGUGCAUCUUUUCUGGGUUACUUUACUUACUACCACUAUCUUAGUUUCAGCCAACUUUACCAACGAAUGGUAAAAGGGGGGGACAAACAAAUUUAUGCAAAAUACCACAGCUGAACGACUUUACCAAAUUGAGUAAUACCAGUACAGAGAAAAAACUCCCACAGCAAUAUAGCUCUGCAAUAGAUAACAAUUACCCAAACCAAUGAAUAGAAGGAAACGAACGAAACGAAACAAUAGAUAAUGCAAAUUACUCAAAACAAACAAAAAAGGGUGCCUUUAAAAAAUGGAAGCAUGUAUAAAUCACUGAAAAAAAAAUCAACCUGGACAAAGAACAAGGACGCCACAGUCCGAUUCGUAACAUAUUAAAAAGCAAAACUAUUAAUUAUCUAGCCAGCAACAACUUGCCUCAACAAAUACCUGGUUAAAUUAAAGUUAGUGGAUUUAGUGCUGAACUUUUAAGAGAAAUCUCCAACCUAAACAAAAAGUGAACACACGCACGCACACACACACACAAGAGCCAAUAGCCAUCUGCAGCCCAACAAUAGGAAUAGAAAGACUUAGGAAGUUUAACAAAUAUAACUGAUAUAUGAAUACGCCGUAAGUUUAACACACGAAACAUUGUACCAAAUCUAAACAGGCAAACAAACCGGGAAUAAUGUGCAAGUGGAAACAAAACAAAAGAAGUGAACAACAAAAUGAAACCAAGAGCGAAUUAUAGUCAAAGUGUGAAACGGGGGAGAAAUGGAAAUGUAAGUACUGUAACUGUAUUUGUUGAUAGAACUAGAACAAAAAAAAAACGUAGAUAGACAAGCAUAUAUUUCGAAUUGAAAGUUGAAACAAACCAUCGCACGCACAAAGAGGGAAAAAAGAGUGGAAAAUCGAACUCGCCCAAAAUGAAAUAAAAAGCGGAACAAAGUUAAUACAAACGCAUUAGUAGCCCUACACCGACACCGGUGGUGUGUAAGUGAGCAGUGAAUAGUUUUUUGCAAUUUUGCAGUGCAAGCUAUGCAUAGCCAAGUGUGGAUUGAUAAAAUGGACAGGAAUUAGGACUAAAAAAGGAUGUAUUGUAGUAGUGUAGAUGAAAACCUAGUGAAAGCGAUGAGCAAAGGCAUGAAUUGCUUGUGUGAUACAACUAUGUACCAGGAAUUGUGGCUGAACGAAACGAAAUACAAAGAGGAUGUGGCAAACAAACGAAAGCGUGCGCAGUGCAGUAAGGUCGAGUGAAUAUAGACCAUUUUUAAUACACAAAUUCAGGCCUUAUUGACAAAAACCAAUACAAAAUGCAAAAAUACAGAUAAACAGACAGAAAAGCGUAGCACGGCGCUCUUUCCAAAGUUCUACAAAACAAACCCAAAAAUAUAGCCCCUUUGCAAUGGUCCUGCGCUUGGGCAACACGUUGCCAUCCCCCCGGAAUGGUACAUAUUAGAUCCUUUAGAUACUCUAGCAACUCAUGCCAAUAUACCUCGAGAGCAAAAGCAACCGUGCGAAUCAUGCUAAAUUGCAUGCUAAAAUGUAACAAACAUACACAGGUAAAAAAGCAAAAAGUGAGACAAAUUAAACAGGAUCAAGAAACAUAUUACAACAUUACCGUUACCGGUGACAGUAAAUCGAAAAAAAAACAUUGGAGAUUCAUUUAACUAACAACGUUUCUUUUCUAUGGUCAUCAAACAAUGAUUUUAAAUGUUCCUUAUGGCCGUUCAAAAACCGACACACACAAAAUAAGUUGCAGAAAACCAAAUAUUAGCUUGUCAAGGCCCUAAAAACACAACAGGAUAUACAAGACACAAGGCAAGCGGCAGCAAACACAAACGUAACUCAUACAUUCCGUCUUAAUGUGAUUCAUCGACCGGAGGAUGUUGUGUGUCGUAGGUUGUAAUAUGUGCAAUUUUUCUAACUACUAGAUUUAGUAAAAAAAAAGGAUUAACAGAUUGUUUCACAAUAGCGCUGCGCGAUAUACGCGGGGAAAGUGCGAACUGUUAAUGUUUAUGUUUCUACCUUGAUCUACUGACCAACUACCUGCUACAACAACAAGCUACCACGCACACCACACAGAAGUAAUGCGUGCGCCACCCAUUGAACGUGUACCAUUUAGUUGUUCGUUUUGUUUGGUUGUUUUGCUAUCGUAAGAAUUGCUAUUGCUGCAUAGGUUACACUACAUACAACGACUUAAUGGGAAUGUGAUGCAUAUAUAACGCAAUGAUGGUGUUGUUUAUUGGUUUACUUUUUCGUUUUUCUUUUUUUAAACGAUUUAUGGAUUUUUUUUCUCUUCUGACUUUUCUUGUUUUUGAUUGUAACUAAACAAAUUGGGUUCUAUCUAGUGUUACACCGUUUUUGAUUGUUUUCUUUUCAUUUCAUUAGAAGCAUAAUACUUUGUACUGUGAUUUGUUUCGCGAAAAAUAUUUACGUGUUCGUUUUUGUGUGUUUUUGUUUUGUUUCGUCAGUAGUGAAUAUACAUAUUAGUUGUGCAAAAAAGGGGCAACAACGUCAUCGUCGUAGUCGUCGUCGGUUUCACGUAAAUAAGAGAGGGGAAAAAAUGUUGAGUAUUUUCGUUUCGUAAGUUAAAAACUGAAGCUGGUACUUGGAAAAUUUGCAAAUAAAAUAAGCUAGAAAGUGAUAAGGUUAUCGGAAAGCAUACAAACGGAAUGCUAAAUAUGUGUGUGAGAGUGUGCGUGUGCGGGUGUGUGUGUGUUAUUAUUUUUUUAAACAUACGGUAAACUUACAACCAAUUCUUAGCGAACAAAAAAAGGUACCUAAUUGAAUGCUAGCUGAAACGAGUAAAAGCAAAACACAAAAAACCCGAUAUAUUUACAAAUCACCAAAAACCAAACCCACAGCAACAUGAUUGCUCUCCAGUAAACGAGACACGAUGGUACAGGGGGAAGAUUAUUUUUGCUAAAAACCUCAAAAAUUUCGAAUAGACAGUUAAGGCAUCAUGUGAGCAACAAACAAAUAUUAUGCUUCUGAACAGCAUUAGCCUACCUCAUGCGGUUAUGCAGUGAGACGGACGAGUUCGAACUCUAUUCUACACCCAUAUUCUCCAGUACACACAUGCGAUCCAUAAAACACACGGUAUGAACAUAUUGCAAAUGUGACUAGCAAAAUACAAAAAAUGAGAGCAUCGUCGUUUAUACAUUCACUGCAUGGAAACACUAAGAAUCGAUGAUUACUAUUAGACGAUGGUGAUGGUUCAAAUUAAAACGUAACGAAUGAAUUGUGAAUUCAGAAUCAGAAUGGUAAUACAAAACUACAAUUAUAUUGACUUAUUAAUAUAAUAUUAAUGAUAUUUUCAACACCUACAAUAAAUAAUGGUUUUUCAAACG